AUUGCAAAAUUCCCCAAACGCAUCCAAAACGCUCAAAUUCCUAACCUAACUAUUUUUGUGCCGGAAAAAGUGUUGUUUUAAGUGCAAAAACCGAGUCAGAAUGGCUUUAACGAAACCCAAGUCUGAAAUGACGGCCGAGGAGCUUCAGGCUCGCGAGGAGGAAGAGUUCAACACGGGCCCCCUUUCGGUGCUCACUCAGUCGGUGAAGAACAACACUCAGGUGCUGAUAAACUGCCGAAACAACAAGAAAUUGCUGGGGCGGGUGAAGGCGUUCGAUCGGCACUGCAACAUAGUGUUGGAGAAUGUGAAGGAAAUGUGGACAGAGCUGCCCCGGCCUGGAAAGGGGAAGAAGAAAGCCAAGCCGGUAAAUAAGGAUCGGUUCAUUUCGAAAAUGUUUCUGCGAGGCGAUGCGGUUAUUAUAGUUGUAAGGAACCCCCUAGCUACGGCUAGUGGUUAAUUAGGAAUAAAAUUUGUAUCUUCA
Molecule: messenger RNA, 481 nt
Organism: Tribolium castaneum (red flour beetle)
Lineage: Eukaryota; Metazoa; Arthropoda; Insecta; Coleoptera; Tenebrionidae
Gene: SmD2
Product: Small ribonucleoprotein particle protein SmD2
Exons: 1
Coding region: 101-457 (118 amino acids)
Biological process (GO): RNA splicing; spliceosomal snRNP assembly
Cellular component (GO): U5 snRNP; precatalytic spliceosome; U1 snRNP
Molecular function (GO): RNA binding
Source: RefSeq, a predicted model, not a curated record